GAGGAGGGUGCGGAGGAGGGUAAGGAGCCGGCAUGGAGCGCAAGGAGGAGCAGUACGCGUACGUGCCGCCGCCGCUGGCGCGCUUCUUCCACGCGCUGCCCCACCUCAACGUCAGCCUGCACCUCGUCAACAACACCUUCGCCCCCGACAGCGAUGUCUACCUCGAGGCGCUGGGCAUCCUGGGCUCGCUGCCGGCGGCGUGGCUCAUCCUGACGCUGCUGGUGCUGCUGGUGUACCUGCUGACGCGCUGCUGCGACCGCAAGCCGCGGCCCCGCCACAGCAUCACCGUGCUCAAGUGGACGCUCGCGCUCUUCACCUUGCUCUGCUGUGGUGCAGUGGGUGUAGCGCUGUAUGGAAAUGAUGAUGUUCACAAUGGGCUACUCCAGUUUGUUGAAGCCACAGCGAACAUUGAUGAUCUUAUUUCAAGUGUCAAAAACAGGACUGCUGCCAUAGAAAAUCUACUGGAAACAAAAGUGGAGCCAUUGUUGACAGAAUUGUCAGACGUAUUCGAUGGACCCGUGGCUAAUCAGACAGCCAGAGCACUGCUUCUUUCCACCAUGGCUUAUAUAAAUGGAAAUUCAUCAACAGCUCUCGCCAACAUGCAGGAAAUAAGCCGACCACUUCAUGGCAUUAGCCUGUCUCCAGUGGUUUCUAUUGUUCAGGAGGCAGAGACUAUUAGGUGGCCUGUGACAAUGGCAAUUCUUAGUGUACUGUUGGUAUUCUGCAUGGUGCUAUUGUUUGGAGUUGCAAGACACUCCCGUUGUGCGCUUAUAACGUUCUCAGUAUUUGGCCUGUUUGCUGUUAUUAUUUCGUGGAUAAUGGCCUCUAUAUAUCUUGCUUCUUCAGUGGCCCUGGGAGAUUUGUGUGUGGCCCCAGAGGCCUUUCUGGAGAGAGAAGCCCCCGGCGCUACACAGGCAGAAAUUCUCACGUACUAUGUACGGUGUGAAGGUUCACGAGCAAAUCCCUUCUCCCAGCGCCUCCAGGCAGGGCAAAGGGCAGUUCAGGCAAUGGGUGCAGGCCUGUCACUUGUUGGCCGCAUUGCCCGCGAACUGUACGAUGCUGGCAAGCUGCACCCUCUUGACAUGCUGAUCACAGAGCGUGCUCACGUUGAAGGCCUCGUCACUGGCCUCACGGCUAUGGUGGACUGCCGCCGACUCCACCAGCAGUACGUCUCUGCUGCCAACAGCUUGUGCGACUUGGGACUGUAUGGAUUAACAUUCAUGCUGGUGGCUAGCAUUUCUGCAGGAUUUUUCUUCACAGUAUUGGUGUGGGUUGAUUCUCAUACAUGGAUAUACAUUAGAAAAAGGCGAGACUACCUCCAGGUGGACGAACAAGACCCGUUCCUGCCGCCGUCUGCCGCUUCGCAGGCUAUCGCUGCAAGGACUCUGAGGAGCCAAGGGUCGUAUGGCAGCACAGGCUACUUCCGGCCGCGAAACUCCCCCCACCACUACUACUCCCCACAUGUCCUAGAUGGCCGGAGUUCCCGCGAGGAAAAGUCCCAGCACGGUUCCCAUCAUGAGCCAGCAGGCGGCGGAGGGCACGAGCACGGGUCCGGAGCCUCUGCAAUGCUUGGACCAAACCAUGGGCAGUACGCGACUCUGAGCAAGCAGUGCAAGACGCUUGAGUCCUCUGACUUCUACUGAGAGGCAGCCCACGCCCCCUACCAGGUGACUGAGCUGUGAUGCUGCGUGCGGCGGUCGGCUGUCGGCAACUGGCUCUUCUAUGUCAGGGGGUGGUGGGCUCGUAGGAGGUAACCUCAGUCACUGGAGAAACGAUGCAGGUUACAAGGUUCAGAAGAAUACUUUGGGAUUGAUCAAUCGAGUGAAUGGAUAAUAGUGACAACUCCUACCUGUGAAUGAGUGGUAAAUGAGGAUUUCCAAGGAAGUGUGUGUAACCGUUGAUUGUGAAAUGGCAUAGAAGAACCAAAUACCUUCACAAGACUUAUGUGUAAAAAAGAAAAAGUGAUUUAUGAAAACACCAUUAUCUCUGUAAAAUAUGAAGAGAUCAUUGAGUUCAACAUUUAGAACAGUGGUAUGAUAUCGUAUAUAAGCUUCAGAGGACUUUCAAUAAAAAAUUCUGGUUUUUGAGAGAAUGAA
Molecule: messenger RNA, 2096 nt
Organism: Schistocerca americana (American grasshopper)
Lineage: Eukaryota; Metazoa; Arthropoda; Insecta; Orthoptera; Acrididae
Product: protein tweety
Exons: 10
Coding region: 33-1643 (536 amino acids)
Cellular component (GO): plasma membrane
Molecular function (GO): intracellularly calcium-gated chloride channel activity; volume-sensitive chloride channel activity
Source: RefSeq, a predicted model, not a curated record